AUGAGAAAAUAAGCAGAAUAUGAACUUUAUAAACGUCUUAAAUUACUAGGAGAAGGAUCAUUUGGGAAGGCGUAUUUGGUAGAAUGCCUUUAGGAUAAGUAGAUUAUGCUUGUAAUUUUUAGGUCUUUGUGGGUCACCAAAUACAUGGAUUUAGCUGCAAUGACUCCUUAAGAGAAAGAUGAAACCUUGAGAGAAUCUAAAAUUCUUGAAUUUUUAUCUCAUCCAAAUAUUGUGAAGUUUAGAGAAGUUUAUAAAACAAAAAAAGGGAGAUUGUGCAUCGUUAUGGAGUAUGCUGAUGGUAUUUUUAACAUUAAUCAAAAGGUGGUGAUUUGUCAUAAAAAAUCAAAGAGGCUAAAGGCAAAUAACUUCCAGAAGCUCAAAUUUUAGAUUGGUUUACUCAAAUAUGUUUGGCUAUUAAACAUGUUCAUGAUAGGAAGAUUAUUCAUAGAGAUUUAAAAGGACAAAACAUAUUCCUAACGAAAGAAGGUCAAGUUAAAUUAGGAGAUUUUGGAAUUGCGAGAAUUUUGAAAAAAACAGUAGAAAAAGCUAAGACAAUGGUUGGGACACCUUAUUAUAUAAGUCCUGAAAUAAUAGAAGGCAAACCUUAUACAUUUAUGACUGACAUAUGGUCAUUAGGAGUAAUAUUAUACGAACUUUGUGCUUUAUAACCACCCUUCAAUGCUGAAUCACUUCAUUUUCUUGCUUUAAAUAUAGUUAAAGGAUAAUAUAAGCCUAUUCCUGCAAAUUACUCGAAAGAAUUGAAGUAGCUUGUCUAAUCGUUAUUGCAAGUAGAUUAUCGAAGAAGACCUACAAUAUAAGAAAUUUUAAGUAAUGAUCAAUUUCAUAUUAAUAGAAAUGCCAGUUAUUACAAAUAGAAUUAAAAGCUUUUUAAGUGAAACCAUAUAGAGAUAAGAAUUUUCACAUACUGUUUUCCAUAAUAAAGUUUUUGAAGUCAAAGGAAAUUUAAAUUAAGUUAAUCUGAUAUUAAAUGAAUAACCUUGUCCACCAUAAUUAUUAGAACAAAAUGCCAAGAAUUUAUAAGAGUUUCCAGAUAUAGUUAAAAAACCAUCUAUUCAAGAAUUUGAAGCUGUUAGACCACCUUAAUUAUCUAAAUAAUAAUAAUAACCAUCAUCUCGGUAAUCUGAUCCUUAAAAAGAAACACCAAAAAUAAUAUAAUAAGAAUAAUAAAGAUAGUAAGAUUAACAAAAAUAAAUUGAUGUUCCUAGAAAAAUAGAUCCAAUUACAAAAAAUUCACCUUUAUUGUAAAAAAAAGAUAUCUCUAAAGUAACACCACCAUAGAAGGAAAUUAAAAAGCAAUCACCUUAAUAAUAAUAUCCUUUAAGACCCAACAGUGAUUAAGAAAAAUAAUAAAGAAGUGAACCAUGCAAAUUUGAUGCCUAAGAUUAAAAAAAACAUUCAAACAGUAGCGAAUAACCAAAACAUUAAUAAAAAAUAGAUUAACCAAGGUUAAAUUUUAAUUAAAUUUCUUUAGACCUCCUACUGCUCCAAAAGAAAAACCAAAAAUUUAAGUAGCCCAAUAAAGACCUUAAAGUUCAAAGCCAUAAAUUUAAGAAUAAAAAGUAGUUUAAAAAGUGAAUAUUGAAAAGAAAAGGCCAAUAAGUGUGGAUAAAUCUCCAGUUAUCCAGCAAUAAUAAUAAAAAUAAUUACAAUUAGAAUAAUAGCGACAAGAAGACAGAAAUCGUUUGUUGAAAUUAAAAUAACAAUAGGAGUAAUAAGAAAAAGAAAGGAAAGAAAAGAGAGAGAAAGAAUUAUAAAUUUAAUAAGAGUAAUAGCUUGAAAGACAAAGAUAUUUUGAAAAAUAAUAACAGUUAGAAAAAUAAUAAUAAUUAGAAAAACAAAAAUAAUAAUAAUAAUAAUUAUUAGAAAAAUAAAAAGAAUAAGAUCGAAUCAAGUAAGAAGAGAAAUAAAAAAAUAUUUAAAAUUAAUAGGUUUCUAAAAUGGAUAUUAAUAGGAAUGAGUAAUAAAAAUAAAAUUUAGAAAGAUAACCAUCAUAAAAAUCAUCUCAAUUAGAAGGCAAAUAAAAUGAAUCUAAGUCUUAGUUGAAAUCAAAAGCUGAUUAACUAUAAAAGAUUGAAAAGAAUGGCAAAGAUUUUGCUUUGAUGCUAAAAGAAUUAGAAGGCUUGGUAUAUAUUAAAUUAAAUUAAGAUUAAUAAUGUUCAUAAUGCAAUUGAUAAAUUUCCAAGCUAAGGAGGAAAAGAAAAUUAUUUUGAUUUUAGUUCUAUAUAGACAUUGUAAUUAGAGGAUAGAGAGGAUGAUGAAGAUGAACCUAUAAAUUAAUUUGAUAGGAAACCAAAAUAUAUGAUAAAGUAAAUAUCAAAGGAAGAAGAGGAAUGUUUAGAAAUGUUAAAUAAAUAAGACUCCAAUAUAUCUACUCUAAAAAUCAAAUUAGAAAAUGCUCUUGGAACAGAAAAGAUGAACAAAGCAAAAAACAUUUUGAAAUAAACUGUAAUGUUAUUAUUUAUGAAUAGCUAGAGAAAAUGGAUUUAGAAACAAUGGAAAAAUAAUACGGACCUAAUUAUGAAAAAUUAUUACCAUUUUUAACUUUAGAAGAAAGAAAAAAAUAUGCACCCCUCUUAUUUACUUAUAUUAUAGCUGGAUGA
Messenger RNA from Paramecium primaurelia, 2621 nucleotides. Lineage: Eukaryota; Ciliophora; Oligohymenophorea; Peniculida; Parameciidae. The record is from the annotation of a GenBank genome assembly.